UCCUUUGUGAGUUUUGGGGGCGGGUCGUAGGUCGUGGCCUGCUGGUGAAGCGAGGGGCUCUUGGUUCUUGGGUUUUGGCUCAUUGACAAUAAGCAUUUGUGAACGAUAAGCAAAGGAUUAGAGGUAUCAAUCAGAUCCCAUGAAGGAAUAAAUCCGAAAGAACCAAUUUCGCGGAUAAUUUUGGUUGAUUCGGUAUGUCGAGCUUCAAAUUCCCUCGCUUUCCUCUUGUUUCUCAUCUUCCUGCUUGAAACCCACCAACCCACAACGCUAAUUCCCUCGCUCUUCGUCUUUAACUCCCGUCCGAAUGCCGCUAACCGCUGUUUCUCUCGAUUCUUCUGUCCAUUGCUUCACCGGACUUCCUUCUCGCCCUGGAUUUUAUCGGAGUUUUGGGGUUCGUCCUUCGAUUUCUCCAAAACCCAGUCGGUUUUUUCUUUGCUGCAAAAAGGUUGAAGUAUCGGAGCCUAAGCAUUUUGCGAGCUCCUUCAAUUUCUCGAAUGAGGGUGCGGCGGUUUCUAAAUUUAGGAGCGCUAAUGCCAAGGAUAUAGAUGUUGCUACUCUUGGAAAUCUUUGUGUGGAUAUUGUGCUUAAUGUUCCUAAUUUACCUCCAGAAGAUGACGAUGAGCGCAAGGCGUAUAUGGAACGCCUGUCCUCCUCGCCUCCUGAUAAGCGGUAUUGGGAAGCAGGCGGCAACUGCAAUAUGGCAAUAGCGGCUGCUAGAUUGGGACUUCGUUGUGCUACAAUUGGUCAUGUGGGAAAUGAAAUCUAUGGCCAAUUUCUUCUUGAUGUACUUCAUGAUGAAGGAAUUUCUACUGUUGGAAUGAGUAAUGUUAGUCAUGUUGCCAGUUCUAAGACCUUUUAUGAGACUCUUCUAUGUUGGGUUCUGGUGGAUCCACUACAAAGACAUGGUUUCUGCAGNCGAGCUGAUUUCUCUAAGGAGCCUGCUUUCAGCUGGAUUAACGAACUAUCUGGAGAGAUUAAGACGACUGUUAGACGGUCAAAGGUCCUGUUUUGUAAUGGUUAUGGCUUUGAUGAGCUCACACCUAACUUCAUUAUUUCAAUUGUAAAAUAUGCGUUGGAGGUUGGAACGUCGAUCUUUUUUGAUCCUGGACCACGUGGAAAGAGCUUGUCUGUUGGUACUCCUGACGAAAUAAGUGCUUUAGGCCAUUUCUUGAGGAUGAGUGAUGCUCUACUUCUAACGUCUGACGAGGCCGAGUCCCUGACUGGCAUAAAGGAUCCAAUACUAGCAGGGAAGGAGUUGCUAAAGAAAGGCGUGCGUACAAAGUGGGUUAUUGUCAAAAUGGGUCCGAGAGGUUCAAUUUUGAUAACUAAGACGGGCAUCGCUUGUGCACCUGCGUUCAAGGUGAAUGUUGUUGACACUGUUGGAUGUGGAGAUAGCUUCGUAGCAGCAAUUGCCUAUGGUUAUAUACACAAUUUGCCAACCUUGGACACACUAACAAUUGCGAAUGCUGUGGGUGCUGCUACAGCCAUGGGUUGUGGUGCUGGUAGGAGUGUUGCAACCUUGGAAAAAGUAUUAGAACUUAUGAUGAAAGCAAAUAUCAACGAAGACAAUGACUUUUGGAAUGAACUGUUCAGUGAAAAUUUGGAUUCUCAAGAGAUCACGAUAAUGUCGAAAUCGGAUGUCAAUGGAGACAACCGACCGGUAAAUUACGUUGUGUUGCAUAAGAUGCUGUCUAGAUUGCUGCCUAUGCUAGAACAUGCACAAUAUGAAAGAAAAUUGACGUCUUAGAAUUAACUUUUAGUUACAAUUACAGUUCUAUGAAAGGUAAAAAACAUGUUUGAUGAUGAAUUAGAUUCAUAGACGAUUGUUCAUGGAAUCUUCUUCUAGCAGCCAAGAACUGCUGUGGGAUUAACAGGAGGCAUUCUUUGGCUUCAACGAUCUCUUCUUUUCGGCAUACGAAGAUGUAAGUCUUUUUUUUUUUUUCUUCUUUAAUGUUAUCAUUAGGUCGGAAUGUAAUCAAAUUUGCUGUUGUCUCGAACUAGUUGUAUGCGUUCUUAAACGAGUUCUUAGUUUGAAUGAUUUAUAAACAGUAUGGAUGGCUCUAAACCCAAUUUUCUUUGGGACUGUGCAUUUGUGUAAAUAUAAAUACCCUUGGAGAACUUUCUUAUGAAUGCCUUUAGGUUUGGGAGUUUUUUACUCCA
Cucurbita pepo subsp. pepo (vegetable marrow) is the source of this 2160-nucleotide messenger RNA. The record is from RefSeq and is a predicted model, not a curated record. Lineage: Eukaryota; Viridiplantae; Streptophyta; Magnoliopsida; Cucurbitales; Cucurbitaceae.